Molecule: messenger RNA, 2637 nt
Organism: Drepanopeziza brunnea f. sp. 'multigermtubi' MB_m1
Lineage: Eukaryota; Fungi; Ascomycota; Leotiomycetes; Helotiales; Drepanopezizaceae
Source: RefSeq, a predicted model, not a curated record
AUGUCCUAUCCCAAUGUCCAAGAUCAACUGGGACAAGUACUUAUCGAUUUCUCCAUCCACGGCACUUUCCCUGAGGAGGACGCCGUAUCUUCAGCCUAUGUGGACUCUUCCACAGUAUCUGCAGCUCUAGAAACACUGAACCGGGCAAAGGCAGAGCUAGAGAAUGAAGUCCGCGAGAUCAGCAGAGAAUCCGCCCCCGAUGUGGAUCUCUGGAUCAAGCAUGCCAAAUCCAUACAAGAUGAUAUCGAGCGAUCUCGACGACUGGCAAGCAGUAUAGUGCGGCAGGCCGAGGCAGACGAGGAGAAGAUUGAGGUCCUGCAGGAGAAGGAGAAUUAUAUUGAUUUUUUGUCAAAGGAGCUUUCCUUUAACGACCAACUCCUCGCUGCGCUGCGGUCGCUUCAGGCGGUCAAUGAGAGCUUGAAUAAGGCGGAGCAGCUAGCUAGCGAGAAGAGGAUUAUCGAUGGGCUGCAUAUGCUUGAAGAUGCGUGGAAGCGCUUGGGGGACAUCCCGUUGGAGAAAAGUACAAGGGCCAUGCGGUUGCUGGAUUCGAGAUCUUUUGAAUUACGGAUGCAGAUUCACGAGCAGUUCGCGACAAUAUGGAAGGAACUCAUAAAUGUGAAGCCGGACCACGCUGUAAUCACGAUCAACAGGGUAUUGCCAGGGACCGCAAUGGAUAUAGAUCAAGCAAUAAUUGGCCUGAAAGCCUACAAAGAGCUUGAUCAAGCUGCUAAGAAAUUUUGGGAAGACCUGGAUGAUGUUAUUUUGAAACCUCGUACUAAUCUAAGUGCUGGUUCUAUACCAAGCAUACAAGUCACAGGGAACUCGCUGUCACUUGGCGCUGCUGAAGUCGCUAACCAGACUAUCAAGUCCCUCUUUAUUGACCUAGAGGUGAUCAUAGAGUUCCUCAUCGAGAACCUCCCCCCAGAUUUCAUCCGGCCGUUGGCAGAUAAGAUGAUGCCGACACUUUCUACUCGCAUUCUUGAAGUGUGGCUGGACACUGCCGUGCCCGCUUCCCUUGAUGACAUGAUUGACUACCAAAAAGCUUUGUCUCGAGUAGGCGGGUUUGCUUCCAAGCUGGAGUCUUUGAACUGGCCUGGGGUCGAUACUUUUAACGACUGGGUCACGAAUGCACCCAAAAUAUGGGUCAACAAGAGGCGAGACGCGACAUUAGACUGGACUCGGAAUCAGCUCUCCUUAGGGCUUGGAACUCCGCAGCCUGCCGAGAGAGUCGAGAAACGUAUGGUGGCGAGAGACGAGGGCAAUCAUAUUACUGCUACUGGAACCGCUGUACGUGUCAUCAACCCCAGGUUGGCCGUAACGCAGGAUUGGGACAGUGCGUGGAGCGAUGAUGGUGAAAUUGCUUCACCGCAAAAAGCAGAGAGUCACGAACAAGUUUCAAAUAUUGUAACGAGAAACCGUCAAUCGUUAGACGAAGAACGACGUGUUAGCGAGGUCUUCAGCCCUCUCCCGACGCCGGAUACAGAUGACCAGGCGGACGACGCCGCAGAUGCUUGGGGCUGGGGUGACGACGACGACGAUGUGCUUGAUGUCGAGCCCGAAGCUCAGUUGGCGGCGUCGCAAGUGGUAGAGGUCGCUCCACCCCAGCAACACAUCAGCCCCCCUACACGGGAGAUGACACUAUCUGAAAAUUAUUGGACCUCAUCCUUGCCACGCGCGGUUUACACCACAGUUGAGCAGGUGUACGCCGAUGGUGCAUAUCUACUUCAACCAGAGAAUGCUCAUAUACCCGUUAGCCCAGCCGCUGUGGGCUUGUUCAACCUUCCAAGAUCCGUCCUAGCUCUUUACCGGGCGGUCUCUCCUUACUAUUACUCAUUGCAACCAGGCGGCAACAUGUAUCUAUACAACGAUGCCAUGUGGCUCUCUGAAAGCUUCCAGCAGUUUAUCGCAGCCUGGCAAAACCGUCCCGAUAUCCCACGCCGUACAUUGGCUAUGGUCAAAAUUGAGUCCGAGAUAAGCGUUCUAGUCAGCUUCGGUAAACGUGCCUACACAAACGAGCUGAACGCACAACGCACCAUCAUCAACGACCUCCUUGGCGGCAUUUUCUUCCAACAAGACGACCAAAUCCCCAGCGAGCUCGAAGAGAACAUCAAAGCUGUCAUAACCCACAUCCGCACUACCGCCGCCCUCUGGGACUCCAUUCUCCCCUACUCAGCCUGGGCCUCCGCAACCGGCUCGCUCGUCAAUGCAGUCGCCUCAAAGCUAAUUACCGACGUCUUCGAUCUCUCAGACAUAAGCGUCGACGAAGCCGAGCGCACCGCCACCAUUCUCUCGCGUGUCGAAAGUCUCGACGAUCUCUUCUUACCGAGACCCCAAUCCCCUAACCGGACCAAGCACAGAAUAUCGGGCCCUGACGCCGAAGCAGCGAUUCCCAUCACGUCUCAGUUUGCGGAUAAGUGGAUGAAGAUGAAAUUCCUGAGCGAGGUCUUGCAGAGCAACCUCAAGGAUGUGAAGUUUCUGUGGUUUGAGAGUGAUCUGAGUCUUUAUUUUACGGUGGACGAGGUGGUCGAUCUUGUGCAUCUGAGCUUCGAAAAAAAUGCGGCGGUGAGACAGGCGGUUAAGGAGAUUAGAGAGAGGCCUAACCCGAGGGAGGAAGCUGAUGAUGGGGACGCGACGUGA